AAAAUCUGACAGCACUCACACGAGCUUCAGAUAGACCUCACUCCUUCUGCCUACUGUGUAUUGCGGCUAGGGUUUGGCGAAACCCCAAUUUCUUCCCCCAUCUCUCUCUCUCUCUCUCUCUGUUUUUUCUAUCCUCUUAUCCUCUCAAAAAUUUUUACAGAUCUGUUAAUUUUAAUGGCGUUAGUGAUGAAUAGAGUGAUGGAGUAAGGGAUUUCGUUUCUGUGAAUAAUCUGAAAACCUCGGGGUUUGUUUUUGGUGCUGUCGAGAAGCAAUGGCGUCGCUCAACCCAUUUGAUUUGCUGGACGAUGAUGCGGAGGAUCCCUCGCUGCUGAUUGCUGCUCAGCAGCAGAAGAUCGAGGCGUUGAAAACCACUGCUCCGGCGGCUAAGCCGGCGGCCGGAGGUAAGGACUUGCCGUCGCAGAAUAAGGUGACUGCGCAGCCUAGGCUUCCCUCCAAGCCCACUCCCCCAGCCCAGGCCGUGAGGGAGUCAAAAUCUGAGUACUCCCGCGGUGGCCAAGGUGGUGGUGGACGUGGAUAUGGACGUGGGCGUGGCUAUGGCGGUGGUGGCGGCGGGUCCUUCAGAGACUCACCGAACAAUGAAAACUCAUACGACAACAGGAAAAUAUCUGUUAACCCUGAUGAAGCUGAUUCUGGAAAAACUUCAGAGAGGCGUGGUGGUGGCCACAUUGUUGGUGGGUCCCGGAGUUCAUUCCGUGGUGGUCGCCGUGGUGGUUUCAGCAAUGGAGAUGCUGGAGAAGGAGAAGGGGAUCGCCCUCGCAGGCCAUUGGAUCGCCGUAGUGGAACUGGACGUGGGAAUGAGUUCAAAAGGGAAGGAGCUGGCCGAGGGAACUGGGGUACUCACACUGAUGAAUUGGCUGAAGUGACUGAAGAAGCUGUUAUCGAAGGUGAGAAAGCUCCGAGUGUUGAGAAGCCCUCAGGAGAGGUGGAUGCUACAGCAGAUGGAGACAAGGAAGCUGCUGCUGCGACUGAAGUUGAAGAGAAGGAACCUGAAGAUAAGGAGAUGACUCUGGAAGAGUAUGAGAAGGUCCUGGAGGAGAAAAGGAAGUCUCUGCUGGCUCUCAAAGCUGAUAGCGAGGCAAGGAAGGUUGAUGUGAAGGAGUUUGAAUCCAUGCAACAACUUUCAAGCAAGAAGAGAUCUAAUGAUGAUAUAUUCAUCAAAUUGGGCUCUGAGAAGGAUAAAAAGAAAGAGUUGGCUGAGAAGGAAGAGAGAGCCAAAAAGUCGGUGAGCAUCAACGAGUUCUUGAAGCCAGCUGAAGGUGAGAGGCACUACAGCUCAGGCGGUCGUGGUAGGGGCCGUGGACGUGGGUCCAGAGGAGGAGGAGGUUACGGUGUUGGAGGCAAUGAAAAUGUCAGAGCACCUGCUAUUGAAGAUCCAGGCCAGUUCCCCACUCUAGGUGGCAAAAAAUGAGAUUUCCUCUUGUUUUCUUUCUCUUUGCUCCCCUCCUCCCAUUUGUAUCGAGUUUUGCCAACAGUUUGGGCACUAGUUUAACUUUAAUGAAUAAUGGAUUUUUUUAUUUGUUUUUUUCUUUUUUAUGUAUCCGGAAAUUUCUAAAAUUUGAUGCUUUAAUUUGUAUAUCUGCGAGUCUCCAUUUUGCAUGUGUGCUUUCU
This is a messenger RNA of Erythranthe guttata (spotted monkey flower), 1629 nucleotides long. Its product is annotated as RGG repeats nuclear RNA binding protein A. NCBI's taxonomy places the organism in Eukaryota, Viridiplantae, Streptophyta, Magnoliopsida, Lamiales, Phrymaceae. The record is from RefSeq and is a predicted model, not a curated record. Gene Ontology annotation, cellular component: cytoplasm; nucleus. Gene Ontology annotation, molecular function: mRNA binding.